This is a messenger RNA of Entamoeba dispar SAW760, 507 nucleotides long. Its product is annotated as pre-mRNA-splicing factor SYF2, putative. The transcript has a single exon. Bases 1 to 507 code for a protein of 168 amino acids. The record is from RefSeq and is a predicted model, not a curated record. Gene Ontology annotation, cellular component: post-mRNA release spliceosomal complex; catalytic step 2 spliceosome; Prp19 complex. NCBI's taxonomy places the organism in Eukaryota, Evosea, Mastigamoebida, Endamoebidae.
AUGUCAUCAAAAUUAAAAAGCCUUGAUGAAAUGAUUGAGAUUGAUUAUAAACAUGAAAUGGACAACCAAAAAGUCGACCAUAAAAAACCUAAACUCCCAAUGAAAGAAAGUUCUGACUCAUGGAUGGAUGUUCCUGCAAAUACUUUUAAACAUAAAAAAGAUAUCAAAGACCAAAAUAGGGAUUUAGCUAAACAAGCCUAUUCUGCUUAUGAAAAAAAGAUUCAUUGGCUAAAUCAAAAAGAUACUCAAAAAAGUUAUCAACAAUAUAAACAAAAUGAUGAGCUUCGUCAAAAGAUACAAAGUGGAUAUGUUUCUCCUGAAAGAAUUGAUUGUUUACAAAAACAACUUGCUCGAGGCAAAAAAGAAGCUCAAAAGUUUCAUAGAGAACGAAAAGAAAAAUCAUUCCAAAAAGAUUAUAUUAAUUCAAAUAAUAAAAAAUUUAAUGAACAUGUUAAUCAUGCCUAUGACCAAUAUACAUCUGACAUUAAAGAUGCUUUAGAACAUUAA